Bacillus rossius redtenbacheri is the source of this 1312-nucleotide messenger RNA. RefSeq names its product lys-63-specific deubiquitinase BRCC36-like. Gene Ontology annotation, cellular component: BRISC complex; BRCA1-A complex. Gene Ontology annotation, molecular function: metallopeptidase activity; polyubiquitin modification-dependent protein binding; cysteine-type deubiquitinase activity. The coding region runs from base 197 to 988 and encodes 263 amino acids. NCBI's taxonomy places the organism in Eukaryota, Metazoa, Arthropoda, Insecta, Phasmatodea, Bacillidae. The record is from RefSeq and is a predicted model, not a curated record. The transcript is spliced from 6 exons. Gene Ontology annotation, biological process: protein K63-linked deubiquitination; double-strand break repair.
GUUGAAUUAAAGAUGGCGUGUUACCGUUUCUGCGGAUUUUAUUUUGUCUGAUUCGAUUGUAUUAUUUAUUUUCAAUGUCUUCGAAGUUUGCUUCUUGAGUUUAGUUCUAUGACUAAAUUGUUGUUUAUAAAUAUUUGAUGUAUUUAACUGCACGAGCAUAUAAAAAUAAACUUAUUGCGCGAGUAUACACUUUAAAAUGGCUUUGAAUUCUGUUUGUAUGACAUCAGAUGUGUAUUUAGUUUGCUUACAACAUGCUUUAUCAACUGAGAAGGAAGAAGUCAUGGGACUGCUAAUUGGAGAGAUCGACUCGAAGAAGACGCUGCACAUCUCGGCGGUGGUGGUGCUGCGCCGGUCCGACAAGCGCAAGGACCGCGUGGAGAUCUCCCCGGAGCAGCUGUCCAACGCCGCCGUCCACGCUGAGCGGCUCAGCCACGAGCUGAACCAGCCCAUGAGGGUGCUGGGCUGGUACCACUCGCACCCCCACAUCACCGUCUGCCCGUCCCACAUAGAUGUUACGACUCAGGCCAUGUACCAGAUGAUGGACAAAUAUUUUGUUGGGAUAAUAUUUUCAGUUUUCUCGGAAACAAAAACGACAAAGGAGCAGCAGGUGCAGGUGACGUGCUUCCAGUCGCUGAACAAGAACCCGGACUGUGAGCCCCCGGCCUACGUGCAGGUGGAGGUGCCCCUGCACUUUGUGCCGGCCAGCAGACUGUCCCGGCCCUGCCUCCAGUCAAUGAUAGAGCUGCCGGAGAUUCUGUUCCAAGAGGAAAAGGACUGCUACGAUGCGACCAGGCGGCUGCAGUACCUCAGUGUUGUGGAUCAGCUAAACAACGAUGCAGUGUUCACGAAGGCCAUGUGCCACAUCACGGAGAUGCUGACCGCCCCGCUGGUUAAGUCCUUGGAGCAGCGGAGGACUCUCUGCAGGCGCCGGCUCGACGAGCUGCUGCGCGAACGGGAGCAGAUCAUGACCGAGAAACUGCAGGCGUGAGACCGCACCAGCCAAACCUUUACCAUUUUGUUCAACUGCAACGCAACAGAAGAGGCAGGAUGUGUUGCUGUGAUGGGAUUUUCAAAUUGUUUUAGAUUUUAUAAUCACAAUUUUUUGUUCCUUAAACCAAUGAUGUUGAAAAAAAAAAAAAAAUGAAAUGCUACUUGUAACAACCACAUUUAUGGUAACUUGUACAUGUAAUGCAUCUGGUCUAGUUUUACCAACAGAACGACUAGUUCAAAUGAAAUGUGUGUUGAGCUACAAUUGGCCAUUUACCAAUUUCACACAGUGUUUUGUUUUUGAGUACAUCUUAAUUUACAAUUA